Molecule: messenger RNA, 2620 nt
Organism: Capsicum annuum
Lineage: Eukaryota; Viridiplantae; Streptophyta; Magnoliopsida; Solanales; Solanaceae
Product: beta-amyrin synthase
Exons: 19
Coding region: 157-2442 (761 amino acids)
Biological process (GO): triterpenoid biosynthetic process
Cellular component (GO): lipid droplet
Molecular function (GO): beta-amyrin synthase activity
Source: RefSeq, a predicted model, not a curated record
CAUCUAUCAUAAUGACAAAAGAAGAAAAAACUAGACACUCACUUUUUUGUAUAAAUAGUUGCAUAGAUCUCUCACUUUUUCCACACAAUCAUAAUUUCUUUCUCUCUUAGCCUACCAAACUUGGUCUUGCCUCGCAGGCAUAAGAAGAUAUUGAGAAUGUGGAAGUUGAAGAUUGCAGAAGGAAAAGAUGGGCCGUAUUUAUACAGCACAAACAAUUACGUUGGACGACAAACGUGGGAGUUCGACCCAAAUGCUGGAACGGUAGAAGAAUGGGCCGAGAUUGAAGAGGCCCGUCAACAAUUUCGGAAAAAUCGUCAUAAAGUUAAGCCAAGUAGCGAUCUUCUUUGGCGAAUGCAGUUUCUCAGAGAGAAGAAUUUCAAACAGAAUAUUCCAUCAGUAAAAGUAGAUGAAGGUGAAGAAAUUAGCCAUGAAGUUGCAACAACUGCACUGCGUAGAGCAGUUCAUUUUUUCUCAGCAUUACAAGCUAGUGAUGGACAUUGGCCUGCUGAAAAUGCUGGUGCUCUCUUCUUUCUUCCUCCUUUGGUUAUCUGUAUGUAUAUCACCGGGCAUCUUAAUACUGUAUUCUCGACUGAACAUCGUAAGGAAAUUCUUCGCUAUAUAUACUGUCACCAGAAUGAAGAUGGUGGAUGGGGUCUGCAUAUAGAAGGUCACAGUACUAUGUUAUGUACAGCUCUUAGUUACAUAUGCAUGCGGAUCUUUGGAGAAGGACCAGAUGGCGGUGAAAACAAUGCCUGCGCCAGAGGAAGGAAAUGGAUACUUGAUCAUGGUAGUGUCACUGCAAUUCCUUCAUGGGGAAAAACAUAUCUCUCGAUUCUUGGAGUUUUUGAGUGGUUAGGAAUCAAUCCAAUGCCACCUGAGUUUUGGAUUCUUCCAUCUUUUUUUCCCAUUAGUCCAGCAAAAAUAUGGUGUCACUGUCGAAUGGUCUACAUGUCAAUGUCUUAUCUCUACGGGAAAAGAUUUGUUGGUCCAAUCACACCUCUCAUUUUGAAAUUGAGGGAAGAGUUGUAUGAUCAACCGUACAAUGAAAUUAACUGGAAAAAAGUACGCCAUUUAUGUGCAAAGGAGGAUCUCUAUUGCCCUCAUCCAUGGGUUCAAAAUUUGAUGUGGGACAGUCUCUACAUAUGUACCGAGCCUCUAUUGACUCGUUGGCCUUUCAACAAGCUGAGAAAUAAAGCUCUUGAAGUCACCAUGAAACACAUACACUAUGAAGACGAGAAUAGUCGAUACAUCACCAUCGGAAAUGUAGAAAAAGUAUUUUUCAUGCUUGCAUGUUGGGCUGAGGAUCCCAACGGCGAUUAUUUCAAAAAGCAUCUUGCUCGGAUUCCAGAUUUUUUAUGGGUAGCUGAAGAUGGGAUGAAAAUGCAGAGUUUCGGUAGUCAAGCAUGGGAUACUAGUUUUGCUAUUCAAGCACUACUGGCCAGUAAGAUGAAUGAUGAGAUAUCAGAUACUCUUAGAAAAGGACAUGAUUUUAUGAAAAAAUCUCAGGUGAAGGACAAUCCUUCUGGUGAUUUUAAAGCAAUGUAUCGGCAUAUCUCAAAAGGAUCAUGGACUUUUUCAGAUCAAGAUCAUGGAUGGCAAGUAUCUGAUACUACUGCCGAAGCAUUAAGGUGUUGUCUUCUCUUCUCUACAAUGCCUUCUGAAUUAGUUGGUGAGGCAAUGGAACCUGCACGACUGUAUGACUCGGUGAAUAUUAUUCUUUCCUUACAGAGCAAAAAUGGGGGAUUAGCAGCAUGGGAGCCUGCUGGGUCCUCAGAGUAUAUAGAAUUGCUCAAUCCUGCUGAAUUUUUGGCGGACAUUGUCAUUGAGCAUGAGUAUGUUGAGUGCACUGGCUCAUCAAUCCAAGCACUUGUUCUGUUUAAGAAGCUAUGCCCUGGACACAGAACCAAAGAGAUCGAUGAUUUCAUUCAUAACGCUGUUAAAUAUAUUGAAGAUGUACAAAAGCCUGACGGUUCAUGGUAUGGUAACUGGGGUGUGUGCUUCACAUAUGCCUCCUGGUUUGCUCUUGGAGGGCUUGCUGCAGCAGGCAAGAGUUACCGCAACUCCGCAGCAGUUUGUAAAGGCGUUGAAUUUCUGUUACGAAAACAAAGGUCUGAUGGUGGCUGGGGAGAAAGUUACCGUUCUUGUCCUGACAAGGUAUACAGAGAGCUUGAAACAGAUAACUCAAAUCUUGUACAAACUGCCUGGGCAUUGAUGGGAUUGAUUCAUUCCGGCCAGGUUGAUAUAGACUCAAGGCCUCUCCAUCGUGCGGCAAGGCUGUUGAUUAAUUCUCAGAUGAAAGAUGGUGACUUCCCACAACAGGAAAUAACUGGAGUAUUCAUGAAGAAUUGCAUGUUACAUUAUGCAGCAUACAGAAAUAUAUUUCCAUUGUGGGGUUUGGCAGAAUACCGCAGAAAUGUCCUAUUACCAUUAAAACACAACUAAAAUAUACAGGAUGCAAUUUGGUCCUCAAGGAAUAAUGUAGCUUAUUGUUUAUUGUGCUAAUGUAAGUGGCGUAACAAUGCCCAAAUCAUACCAUAAGUUGUUAAUGUUUUAUAUAUGUGCAUAAUUUGUGAACAAAGAAAAUUACAAAAGAAAAAACGAAUCAUUAUAAUUCUCUCUA